Miscanthus lutarioriparius is the source of this 1518-nucleotide messenger RNA. The record is from the annotation of a GenBank genome assembly. Lineage: Eukaryota; Viridiplantae; Streptophyta; Magnoliopsida; Poales; Poaceae.
AUGUCGCCAGCUGCUGGUGGCCCCGCGUCCGCGCCAGCGCAAUCGGCGGCCGCCGUCCCGCAGGCGAUCGCGGCGCCGCCGGAGCCGGGCCGUGUGGCGCCCGCGGCGUCCCGCCGGGAUCCGCCGGGCCACCCCGAGGGGCCCGAUCCCGCCAAUGCGGCGGCAAGGAAGACGGCGUGGAGCGCGCUGGCGCAGCCCCCCACCGCGGCGGCGGCGGCGGCGGCGGGGGAGACCCCAGAGGGCGGCGGUAUCAUUGGCGGGGAUGCUUCGUGGCCGGCGCUCGCGGAGUCGACGCGCGCGUGCCCCAAGUCGGGCUCGUCCGACUCCCUCCGGGCACUCUCCGAUGCGUCCGGCCCGUCCCCGCAGGAGGAUCCAAUCGCUGCUUCAUCGGUACCCCCACAUCCAGUUGUGGGGGCUAAUCCGAUUCCCACUGCCCAAAACCCUACCUCCACACCUCCUCCCACGGCUGCGGCUUCCUCUCAGCAGAACGGGGCCACAACCCAGACAAUUCCAGUUCGGCGCGGUGGCAGCAGCAGUGGAAACAACGGAGGUGGCAGCCGUGGGAAUGGUAGCAAUGGUGGCCGCAGGGCUGCCAAUAGUAGUGGAGGUGACGGGAGCAGCGGCAGUGGUGGUGAUGGUAACUGGAAUGAUGGAAGCCUUGGUACUGGCAGCGGUUGCAACAGCAGCAAUGGUGAUGGUUCAAUCAACUUGGAUGGUAAUGUCCCUGGCGCUGGUCGUGCCGGUGGGAAUGGCAAUGACAGCAGCAGAAAUGCUCCCGGCAAUAGCCAUUGGAACCACAACAUACGUGGUGGUAGCAGCAGUAACGGUGCUGGUAGUGGUGAUGGAAACAAUAGAUAUAGUAGUGGUAGCAGCAACCACUGGAAUAAUAAUCCCCGAAACAGUAGUAGCAAUAGCAAUGGCGGUGGGGGUCGUGGUGGUUAUCGUGGUCGCCGUGACCAUGAGAGAGGGGCUAAUUUCUCCCCUAGGAACUUCCCCAGAGUUCCAGUAAUGCCAUAUCAACAGCAGCGACAGCAGCAGCAGCCUGGCAUCUACCAGCCUGGGCCCUUUCACCGACCGCCGCCACCCGCUGCCCAUUUCAUGGUGCCACAACAUUUUUAUGUUCCACCAUUUCCCUACCCUGCUGAUGUCCAACCCUAUCCUGUCUACCUCCCACCAGUAGAGCAGUUUCAGAACAUGCAUCUUGUUCGGCCACCCAUGCAGCCUGCAUGGGUCCCUCCUCCUCAGGAUCAGCCAAAUCUCCAAGAUGAUAUUAGGAAUCAGAUAGAGUUCUACUUUAGCACAAAUAAUCUAUGCCAUGAUACAUUCUUGAGGAGACAUAUGAACAAUCAAGGAUGGGUACCUAUUGACCUAAUCUUGGGGUUCAACCGGAUGAGGGCAUUUACGGGCUUGGUGGACACCAACUACAUACUAGAUGCUAUCCGUGGUUCUGAGUUAUUGGAAGUGCAGGGAGAUAAUGUCCGGAGGCGCAAUGAUUGGACAGAAUGGCUACUUCGUUAA